Parascedosporium putredinis is the source of this 1308-nucleotide messenger RNA. NCBI's taxonomy places the organism in Eukaryota, Fungi, Ascomycota, Sordariomycetes, Microascales, Microascaceae. The record is from the annotation of a GenBank genome assembly.
AUGGCGACCUUCACCAAGAUCGACGAUGGCGAGCAGCCCGUCAUCACCGUCAAUUCCGCUCACAAAAUCUCCAAGAUUGAGGACAAUACGCACAUGGGUCGCUGCAUCUACGGCGGAAUCUACGAUCCCGGCAGCCCUCUUUCUGACGAAAACGGCUACCGCAAGGACGUUAUAGCCGCCUUCCAGGAGCUCAAAUGCCCUGUCGUGCGCUAUCCCGGCGGUAACUUCAUCGCGACAUACCACUGGCAAGACGGUGUUGGACCCAGGGAGAAGCGACCCAAGAGGCAGGAGCUCGCUUGGCAUGGAAUCGAGACCAACGAGUUCGGCACCGACGAGUUCCUCAAAUGGUGCGAGAUUGUCGGCACAGAACCCUACCUAGCUCUCAACUUUGGCACAGGGACUCUCGAGGAAGCUCUGGGCUGGUUGGAAUACUGCAAUUCCGACUGCGACUCUUACUACGCCAAUCUGCGCCGUCAAAACGGCCGCGAGAAGCCCUAUGGCGCCUACCAGUGGGCCAAGGCCCUCAAGCUCCUCGACCCUUCCGUCGAGCUCAUCCUCUGCGGCAAGGACGGCCCCACGCACUGGGACUACUACGUCACCAAGGAGUGCAUCAACUACAUCCAGCACGCCCUCGGCAACAACGACUCCUCCUGCCUCAUCGACAUGCACAGCAUCCACAUCUACACCGCCUCCGACGACCACUACAAGAACGCCACCGCCCCUCGUCAGGCCGAGAGGGCCAUCGAGAUCACCAGCAGCCUCAUCGACCUCGCCCGCAUCGAAAACGGCGUGCCCACCAAGAUCAAGAAGCAAAAGAUUUGCUUCGACGAGUGGAACGUCUGGGAUCCCAUCCGCGCUCCCGGCUGGCUGGGCGCCGAGGAAAAGUAUACCCUUUCCGACGCCCUCGCCGUCGCCAACUGGCUCAACGUCCUCGUGCGCCAGUCCAAGCACAUCGGCAUGGCCACCAUCGCCCAAUCCUCCACCUGGUGGCCCCUCCUCCUCUUCAGCAAGUACAUGCGCGGCCACACCAUCGCCGCCCACGUCCAGAGCGGCGACGCUGCCGUCGACGACGCCGGGACGACCUCGCUCGUCGUCGUCAACAUCCACCAGGAGAUCGACUUCCGCACAAAGGUCGAGGGCAUCCCCGCCGGCUCUCCCGUCGACGUCUACACCGUGACGGGCCCCAGCAUCCAGAGCACAAAUACCAACGGCGCCCAAGAGGUGGGCAUCGCCGAGAGCCAGUGGACCGCCGAGCAGUUUUAUGUGUUUCCCAAGCUCUCCAUGACCAUGCUUAGGUGGAAGGCUUAG